GUAACUCCCCACAGAAGACAGAACCUCCCACUUAACACAGCGGUGACAACCCCGAGGGGAAAACUACAGCACGAGUAUUGUGGCUGCAGGCCAAGACUCUGGACCUUUCCUCGACAAAGCUUGAAUAUGGGGUGCCUAAUUCUAGUUCAUCUUCUCUUUCUUUCUUCGCUGGUUCUUACUGGUGCUAGUCAAGACCCUAUCGAACUCCUAAAUCUCUGUGAGACAACCGAAGAGAUCCUACAAGCAUCAUCUCAACCUGACCUUCUCGUAGCUGUUUCGGUUAGCCCUGCGGACAUCAAUGGGGUCUCCAGGAGCAUUUUAUCUGCCGAAAGGUGGCUCAGGUCUCACGUUUUUGCACAUUACCCAGCGACGAAAAUCACCACCGUUGUUGUGGGGAACUCUGUUCUCUGCCAAAGAGACCAAAAACAAGAUUUCGGUUUGAUUCUGCUUUCUCUGAAGAAUGUCUAUCACUCCCUUAGGAGGUGGGGCUUGGAGAAGGAAAUCAAAGUUUCUGUCCCUUUAUAUCUAGAAUGUUUGCAUCCAAACUCUGCUUCUUACAAAGACGAUUUGAGAAUGCUCAAGCCUCUGAUAGACUAUCUUCGUAGUGUCAAUUCCUCCCUUUCUGUAAUUCCGCAUUCGGAUUUCUCUCAAAUUUCGGAUAAAAGCCUGAGCUUGGUGUCAUCUCACUUAGAGUCCAUGAAAAAGUUUGGAUUUCUCCAUCUGAACAACAUCAAUGUUAUCGCCACAAUCCCUAAAGAGAGAAAACCCAUCAUGAGAAAGCUUUCGUUCUUGGAUACCAACCUCAUGGGUGCCUUCCCUGCCAGGCCAACCCCAUUACCGGAAAUUGCAGAACCCCCAUUACAUUCCACCUUUGGUCACCCUGUUCCUUCACAUGCAGCCACAAAGCCUAUGCCUCCACUUGCUCAAACAACUUCUCCUCCCAUGCCUUCUUUUGCACCAGAACUGCCACCAUUCUCUGUUCCAGCUAGUUCUCCUAACGGUUUCACUCUGCCUCCUUGUAACCCAGCUGAUAAUGGCUCCCCUGAACCAGCAAUAGGGAUGGUUCAGAAGCUGUGGUGUGUGGCGAAGCCUAGUGUUCCAGCGGAAACACUGCAAGAGGCUAUGGACUAUGCUUGUGGGGCUGGUGGUGCUGACUGUCAGGAGAUCAGUCCUCAAGGCAAUUGCUAUAACCCUGACAUUGUGGUUGCUCACGCUUCUUAUGCUUUCAACAGCUAUUGGCAGAAGCACAAGAGAAAUGGCGGAACAUGCGACUUUGGAGGAACCGCCAUGUUGAUAAGUUCUGAUCCAAGUUUCCUACAGUGUCGGUUUGUUCUAAGCUAGGAUGAGUAAUGCUUGUGAAACUAGGCAGGUGCUAGUGACUUUAUUUUGCUUCCAUUAGGAGUCUGAUGUCAGGUCGUUGCCGAUGAAUUUAUUUUGCUGCUAGUGAUUGUUGUAUUUAUGUUAUGAUUAUGAUUAUAACUAUACUGUAUUAAGUAGUCACGCAGAGAAUUCAUGUUGCUCUUGACCUAGUUUAAGGCUAAUUUUAAUUCCCUCCAUAAUAUUUAUGAGUA
Molecule: messenger RNA, 1571 nt
Organism: Prosopis cineraria
Lineage: Eukaryota; Viridiplantae; Streptophyta; Magnoliopsida; Fabales; Fabaceae
Product: glucan endo-1,3-beta-glucosidase 13
Exons: 3
Coding region: 127-1341 (404 amino acids)
Biological process (GO): carbohydrate metabolic process
Molecular function (GO): hydrolase activity, hydrolyzing O-glycosyl compounds
Source: RefSeq, a predicted model, not a curated record